Pseudozyma hubeiensis SY62 is the source of this 1836-nucleotide messenger RNA. Its product is annotated as isocitrate lyase. Gene Ontology annotation, cellular component: mitochondrial matrix. NCBI's taxonomy places the organism in Eukaryota, Fungi, Basidiomycota, Ustilaginomycetes, Ustilaginales, Ustilaginaceae. The record is from RefSeq and is a predicted model, not a curated record. The transcript has a single exon. The coding region runs from base 1 to 1836 and encodes 611 amino acids. Gene Ontology annotation, molecular function: methylisocitrate lyase activity; isocitrate lyase activity.
AUGUCCUCUCGCCUGGUUGCAGCUCGUCUGGCUCGCGUCAACGCAGCUCGAGCACCAUCAUCGACUGCGCCAUCAUCCAUUCUCGCUCAUCUCAGUCUCUGUUCGAGAUCCGGCCGUGUACCUCCUGCGCUCGCCGCUCCCUCCACUGCUACAAUCAGGAUGAGCUCCACAGCUGCCACUUCGCUCAACCCACAGCCUGCUCCACUGCGUGUUCAGCCUCCUACCGCACAGCAAGAACAGGCAGACUAUGAAGCUGCAGUGAAGCAGGUGCAGGAAUGGUUCGACAGUCCUCGCUUCAAAGGCAUCAAGCGUCCGUACGGUCCCGAGGCCGUCGUCUCCAAGCGCGGCUCAAUGCCCGUUCAACCGCCUGCGUCCUCGCUCACCGCCGACAAGCUCUUCGCCCUUCUUUCCGAGCAUGCAGCAAAGGGAACUCCUGCACACACCAUGGGUGCUAUCGACCCUGUUCAGCAGUCACAGAUGGCUCACAACCAAGAGGUAGUCUACGUCUCGGGCUGGGCGUGCAGUUCCGUGCUCACCACGUGCAACAACGAGGUCGGUCCGGAUCUUGCAGACUACCCCUACACUACCGUCCCGAACCAGGUUCAGCGUCUCUUCAAGGCGCAGCAGCACCACGAUCGAAAGCACUGGGACGAGCGAUGCCAGCUCACUCCCGAACAAAAGGCAAAGACGCCGUGGGUCGAUUACGUGCGACCUAUCAUCGCCGAUGCCGACACUGGACACGGUGGUCUCAGCACCGUUUUCAAGCUGGCCAAGCUCUUUGCUGAGCAGGGCGCUGCCGGUAUCCACCUCGAGGACCAGCUUCACGGCGGCAAGAAGUGUGGUCACCAGGCAGGAAAGGUGCUGGUCCCUACUUCGGAACACGUCAACCGUCUCACCGCUACUCGCUUUGCAUGGGACAUCCUCGGCUCGGCCAACAUCUUGAUUGCUCGAACCGACUCGGAGUCGGCCAAGCUCAUCUCUUCUAGCAUCGAUGCCCGCGAUCACGAAUUCAUCAAGGGUGCUUACAACCUGCCCGAGGGUACCCAGAGUCUCGCAGAUACGCUUGCCUCCAAGGAAGCGGCAGGGGCUUCGGGCCCCGAGGUGGAUGCAGCCGAAAAGGCGUGGAUGGACAAAUGCGAGCUGCUCACCUUCAACGAAGCUGUCGCCAAGCACAACUCUUCCAACAAGCAAGGUGUCGAGGCCUACGCCCAAAAGGUCGCUGGCGGCGUCUCGAACGGCGAAGCACGCGCCAUCGCCAAGGACAUCUUUGGUGCCGAAGGUGUCCCGACAUGGUGUUGGGAUGCUCCUCGAACCAAGGAAGGAUACUACCACUUCAAGGGUGGUGUCGCACCUGCCAUCAAGCGUGUCAAGAUCUUUGGUGCCUACGCCGACAUGCUCUGGCUCGAGACCAAAAUGCCUGACCUCAAGCAAGCUCAGACCUUCGCUGCCGACAUCCACCGCGACCUGCCAGGCAAGUGGCUCGUAUACAACCUCAGCCCAAGCUUCAAUUGGAGCGCCCAUGGAUUCUCGGACCAGGACCUUAAGAACUUCGUCUGGGACCUCGCCAAGUCAGGUUUCGUCUUCCAGCUCAUCUCGCUCGCCGGUCUUCACUCGACGGGCGCCAUGACGUGCGAGCUGUCGCAGCGAUUCAAGACCGAUGGCAUGCUUGCUUACGUCGAGCUGGUCCAGCGAAAGGAGAAGGAGAUCGGAUGCGAUGUGCUCACCCACCAAAAGUGGUCUGGCGCUGCUUACGUGGAUCGCAUGCUUCAGGCUGUCAGUUCCGGAAGCUCAGCAACACAGUCAAUGGGUGCCGACAGCACCGAGCGAUCGUUCUGA